AAAUGACACGUCAUCAUCAUCAUCAUCAUCUCUUUAUUCCUCUGGUCUGAACCAGUUAGUUGUUCGUUGUUCAGUGCCACACAAACAACAACACAAUGGCACUCUCAACUGCUAUGACUAUGGCUAUUUCAUCUCUACCACACAACAACAUCAAUUUUCUUCCUCCACUAUCUUGUUCAAUUUCUACUACUAAACCUCUUCGAAACACUUUAUUCAAAAUCAAAAGCCUUAGAACUGAAAGAGAAGCUUCUUCAUCAGAUCCAAAUCCAGGUUUUGAUCCCAAAUCAGGUGUAGCCGUUUACAAACCUAAAUCCUAUGAAGUUCUCGUCACUGAUGCUGCUAAUUCUCUUGCUUAUGCUCUUCAAGAAGGAAAAUCUCGACUCGAGAUCGAUUUCCCGCCCUUGCCCAGCGACAUUUCUUCAUAUAAGGGAUCUUCAGAUGAGUUCAUCGAUGCCAACAUUCAACUUGUCUUGACUGUUGUAAAAAAGCUCCAGGAGAAAAAAGAGACCAGAGCUUGCAUAGUAUUCCCUGAUAAGCCAGAAAAGCUUCGAGCCUCUAAGUUGUUCAAAGCAGCUCUAGAUUCAGUUGAUGGCAUCAGUAUAGGUUCCUUAGAUGAUGUCCCUGCAGGACCAGUGGCUUCAUUUUUCCGAUCUGUUAGGAACACCCUUGAUUUUGACUUUGAAGAUGAGAAUGAAGAUCGUUGGAAGUCUAGUGAGCCUCCAUCACUCUUCAUAUUCAUUAAUUGCAGUACACGUGAACUUGGUUAUAUUGAGAAGUAUGUGGAACAAUUUGCUACAUCAACACCAACACCAACACUUUUAUUUAAUCUUGAGCUAGAUACACUACGUGCUGAUUUAGGCAUUCCAGGCUUCCCAGCCAAAGAUUUGCACUACCGUUUUCUUUCUCAAUUCACUCCAGUUUUCUACAUUCGGAUCAGAGAUUAUUCAAAGACAGUUGCAAUAGCACCUUAUAUUGUCAAUUACAGUGGAGCUGUGUUCCGCCAGUAUCCUGGUCCCUGGCAGGUGAUGCUUAAACAAGCCGAUGGUUCUUUUGCUUGUGUAGCAGAAAGUGCAACCCGUUUCACCCUUGGUGAAGCCAAAGAAGAACUGUUGAGGGUCCUGGGACUUCAAGAAGAAGUGGGAAGCUCUCUAGAAUUUCUACGAAGAGGCUAUAAGUCAAGCACGUGGUGGGAAGAAGAUUCUGAUUUGGAACUAUCUAAUGCAUGGCGGACUUGAGUUGAACACCACUAGAGGACAUUCUGUGUUUUAUAGUCCAUCCACAUGCAGUUGUCAUUGAAUGCAAACAUGUAAAGAAAGAAAGCAUUGCCUACAGUUUUUCUUUUUUCUUUAUAUUUUAAUUUUAAUUAUCUUUGAUGUAAUCCUUUUGCCAAAGAAAUAUGAGAACUUAGCAAACUCAAUUGUAACAAUGUCAAAUGUAGAUUCUGUUUUACAUGAUGCCUUAA
Molecule: messenger RNA, 1462 nt
Organism: Trifolium pratense (red clover)
Lineage: Eukaryota; Viridiplantae; Streptophyta; Magnoliopsida; Fabales; Fabaceae
Product: protein LPA3-like
Exons: 12
Coding region: 96-1235 (379 amino acids)
Source: RefSeq, a predicted model, not a curated record